This is a messenger RNA of Brenthis ino (lesser marbled fritillary), 2028 nucleotides long. NCBI's taxonomy places the organism in Eukaryota, Metazoa, Arthropoda, Insecta, Lepidoptera, Nymphalidae. The record is from the annotation of a GenBank genome assembly.
AUGCCAGGAACGGUUAUUAUAACUACUUAUCAUGUGCGAGAAUUCUCCUGCGGCACGCUUUACUAUAGGACUUUCUUUGUGGAUUCCAAACGCGACGCGCUCUACGUCGGCGCGAUGGAUCGACUAUAUCGGCUUAAUAUGAAAAACAUAACCGCUUCACAUUGUGACAGAGAUUCUAUAAAUUUGGAGCCGAGUAACGUAGCUCAAUGUGUCUCCAAAGGCAAAUCAGAACAUUUCGACUGUCGAAACCAUGUGAGAGUGAUCCAACCGAUGGGCGACGGAUCCAGGCUUUACGUGUGCGGGACUAACGCUCAUAGCCCUAAAGACUGGGUGCUUUACUCCAACCUGACGCACCUGCCCCGUCACGAGUACGUGCCGGGCAUUGGCAUGGGCGUCGCAAAGUGUCCCUACGACCCAGCUGACAACUCCACAGCUCUGUGGGUGGAGAAAGGCAACCCAGGCUCCCUACCCGCUUUAUACUCGGGAACUAACGCUGAGUUCACUAAAGCAGACACCGUGAUCUUCAGGACUGACCUGCAUAACCUGACAACGGGUCGUCGCGAGUUCUCCUUCAAGCGGACUUUGAAAUAUGACUCGAAAUGGCUAGACAAACCAAAUUUCGUCGGGUCAUUUGACGUGGGCGAAUACGUCUUAUUCUUCUUUCGUGAAACUGCGGUAGAGUAUAUCAAUUGCGGGAAGGCAGUUUACUCGCGGGUGGCGCGAGUAUGCAAGAGGGACACCGGCGGUAAAAACAUUCUAAGUCAAAACUGGGCUACGUAUUUGAAGGCUCGGCUCAAUUGUAGCAUUCCUGGCGAGUUCCCGUUUUACUUCAAUGAAAUACAGAGUAUUUACAAAGUACCUGGCGACGACAGUCGUUUCUACGGGGUUUUCACUACUGCUUCGACUGGUCUUAUGGGAUCAGCCAUAUGCACUUUUACGAUUGGAGAUAUACAAAAAGCUUUCGAAGGGAAGUUUAAAGAACAAGCAACGUCAAGCUCAGCGUGGCUCCCAGUAAUAAGCAGCAAAGUUCCUGAGCCGAGGCCUGGCACAUGUGUAAAUGACACGUCGUCUCUCCCCGAUACUGUACUAAAUUUUAUAAGGUCGCAUCCGUUAAUGGAUAGUGCAGUAUCACACGAACACGAAAAGCCGAUCUACUACAAACGAGAUCUUUUCUUCACACGUCUUGUAGUGGAUAGAGUCAAAGUAGACAUGAUGGGACAUCAGCUAGAUUAUACAGUUUACUACGCGGGAACAAAUGAAGGAAAAAUUCAUAAAAUCGUGCAGUGGACUCGGAACGGCGACAGCCAGUCAGCUUUACUUGACAUCUUCGACGUUACUCCGGGCGAACCAAUUCAGGCCAUGGCCUUGUCUCGGGAGCACGGUUCUCUUUACGCGGCGUCGGAUAGGCGAGUGCUACAGCUACGCUUGGCGCUAUGUACGCGCCGCUACGACGCGUGCGUGCGAUGCGCGCGCGAUCCCUACUGCGGCUGGGAUAGAGAAACUGGCAUAUGCAAGGAAUACUCUAACAAUAUAGGAUUAAUCCAAGAUGUGGCAAAUGAAACUGCAGAUAUUUGCGAUUCAUCGAUUUCUAGAAAAAGUGUAUCAGCGACUUGGGGUCAGAGUUUACACCUCGGUAGUUUCGUCAAGAUGCCAGAAGUACUUCAACCUAGAGCUGUUACCUGGUACCAUUAUUCAAGAGAAAAGGGAAGACACCCAAUCACUUUCAACAAACCAGAAAAAUAUAUAGAGACAUCAGAGCAUGGUCUGCUUAUAAUAUCUGUGAACGAAGCCGACGCCGGCCGCUACGACUGUUGGCUCGGAGGCUCGUUACUCUGUUCUUACAAUAUCACUGUGGAUACGCACAGAUGUUCGCCGCCAGAGAAGAGCAAUGAAUACCAAAAGAUAUACUCGAAUUGGUGUCACGAGUUCGAGAAAUAUAAGACCGCCAUGAAAACUUGGGAAAGAAAACAAGAGCAAUGCGCAAGACAGAACGAUUCAAAUCAGAACACGCACCCGAAUGAGAUUGUG